Messenger RNA from Pelodiscus sinensis (Chinese soft-shelled turtle), 2083 nucleotides. It is a transcript of the gene ITM2B, whose product is annotated as integral membrane protein 2B. The record is from RefSeq and is a predicted model, not a curated record. Lineage: Eukaryota; Metazoa; Chordata; Testudines; Trionychidae. Gene Ontology annotation, cellular component: extracellular exosome; Golgi apparatus; plasma membrane. Gene Ontology annotation, biological process: negative regulation of amyloid precursor protein biosynthetic process. Gene Ontology annotation, molecular function: amyloid-beta binding.
CCUCUGCGUGGCCCUGCGGCGCCGGAGGAAGGGUCCCUGCUGGGAAGCGCCCCGCGCAGCCUGUCCGCCUGUGAGGACGCCGCUCCCAGAUCCCUGCCUGGCCCGGGCCCAGCCUGCCCCCCAGUCCGCGUCCCGUCCGCCCCGCCUCCUCCGGCUCCUUCCUCCGCCCCCUCGGGAGGCGCCGGCAGUGCCAGCACCUCCGCCGCCGGACGGGACUGCAAGGGGAGCUGAAGAGUCCCAAGCCCCGGGCACUGAAGCCCUUUAACCCGCCACCCUCGGCCAGGCUCGCCCCCGUUGCGUUGUCCCUGCAGGAGCUGGGGCCGCCGCCAUGGUGAAAGUCUCGUUUAACUCCGCCUUGGCGCAGAAGGAGGCAAGCAAGAAGGACGAGGAGAACAGCCAGGUGCUCAUCCUGGGCCCGGACGCCAAGGAUCCUGAAGCCGCGGUGCCCGUUGGACAGAGGAGAGCUUGGUGUUGGUGUAUGUGCUUUGGAGUGGCUUUUAUGCUUGCAGGUGUGAUACUUGGGGGUGCCUAUCUGUACAAAUAUUUUGCAUUCCAGCAAGAUGGUGUGUACUUCUGUGGAAUAAAAUAUAUUGAGGAUGAUUUAACGCUGACUGAGCCUAAUGCAGAUGCUCCGGCACCUCACUACCAGACAAUUGAGCAAAACAUUCAGAUCCUUGAGGAAGAGGAUGUUGAAUUCAUCAGUGUACCCGUCCCAGAAUUUGCUGACAGUGAUCCAGCAGAUAUUGUUCAUGAUUUCCACCGGAGACUCACAGCCUACCUUGACCUUAGCUUGGAUAAGUGCUAUGUGAUUCCUCUGAACACUUCAGUUGUUAUGCCACCCAAAAAUUUCUUGGAGUUGCUGAUCAACAUAAAGGCUGGAACAUACUUGCCUCAGUCCUAUCUGAUUCAUGAACAGAUGAUUGUUACUGAUCGCAUUGAAAAUGUGGAUCAGCUGGGGUUCUUUAUUUAUCGCCUGUGCCGUGGCAAGGAAACCUAUAAACUUCAGCGCAAAGAAACUAUGAAAGGAAUUCAGAAACGUGAAGCCAACAAUUGCCGAAAGAUCCGACAUUUUGAGAAUAGGUUUGCUAUGGAGACGCUCAUUUGUGAACAGUAAUGAAGACUAUUACUGUAACUGAAGACUGAAAGAUUACAGUAUGAUUCCCCAUUUGUAUUGUGUGCAGUGAUUUAUUUUAAAAAAAUCUUUUACGUAAGUAGUAGGCAAGGCUUUAUUGUUGAACAUCUUCAACACUUUUCAUCUCAUGAUAAAUUUUAAAUCAGUAAUAUGUUUUAGGGGUUUUUUCUUAUUUUCAAGUGUGGUGCCCUUUUAUAUUUUAAUAGCAAUUGUAUAAAGUCUUAGUUACUAGUGCAUUUUAUGUGAUGCAUCUUGAAUACUAGGAAGAAAAUAAAGUCUCUGAAAUAUCUGCCAGUUUUGUCUAAGUAAAAGAAUUAUUAACUUGGAGAAAAAUAUAUACAAAUGGACUGAAAGAACUACUUCUAACUGUAAUAUUCUUAGCUAUAUAAUUUGUUACAGCAUAUAGACCAGGGCCACCAACUGGAGGGGAAGAUAACAGGGCCAGUCAUCCUUGGGCCUGGGAAUUUAAAAGGGCCUGAGGCUCUGGUCAUCACUGCCACUAUGGAGUCAGUAGCAGUGGCUGGAACUCUAGGCCCUUUCAUUCACUGCCAGAGCUCUGUUCAGUGCUGUCCGGGCAUUGCUGAGGGCUGGGUGGAGGAAGUACAGCAUGCUCUUGGCAGUCUGACAGCUGUCUGCUCUAGUCUGGCCUCUUCCUGGGGGCCUGGAGCCAAGCCCCUCUCUCCACCCCCCAUUGCUCAGGGCCUGAUGACAGCUCUUACCAGCCCUGAUCUAGACAAACAUGUAUUUGAAUUUUCCCUCACUAAAAUGUGCGAUUUUUUUUUAAUUGUUGUAUUUACCUUUUCAGAUUAUGAUGUUUUAAUAUGGCAAAUAUCUGCUGUAACGAUCUUUUAGAAAAUGUAAGGAAAUUAAGCAGUAACUUAUGUUACUAACUUGUAUAUAAUUCAUGUAUGUGCAAUGGAAAAUAAAUCUUACAAACCUGUUUGUCUAAAA